GAGAACUCUGAUCGGCGGUCUGACACAGCCUGAGGGGGAACUGGCAGUGGACAUCCACUCACUGCGAGAGGUUUGUGUUGCAUGUUCAGAGAGAGAAGGACGCCAAAGCGAGCCUACAACAAUUGAGAGACCCUGGACAGGUGCAAGAAGCAAGAUGAGAAUGUGGUGGUUGCCGACCCUCCUCGUCCUUUUCCUGUUUCUGGAGAGGAGUCACCAAACAGCUGACAUGGUGCCCGGGAACCAGGCGAAUAUUAUUGUGUGCAUAGAUACCUGUCACCCACACGACUGCUCGGAUGUGUAUGCCCAGGGUCUGUCUACAGAUGGUGUGUACAUGAUAUACCCAGGUGGAGGGCAUUCCCCUGCCAUACCUGUGUACUGUGACAUGACCAGUAAGGGGGGACCAUGGACGGUGUUUCAGAAGAGGUUUGAUGGGAGUGUGAGUUUUUACCGUGGCUGGAAGGAUUAUGAACAAGGAUUUGGCCGAGCAGAUGGAGAGUACUGGCUGGGUCUGAAGAACAUUCACCUUCUCACCCAAAAGAGGUCCUAUCGUCUUCAGAUCAACCUGGAGGAUUUUGACAAUGAUGCCCGUUUUGUGAUUUAUAAUAUCUUCUCCAUCUCUCCUCUUGCCAUCUCUCCUGAGGAAGACGGCUAUAAACUGCACAUCGCUGGAUUUCAGGAGGGCGAUAACAACAGGCCUAUUCAAGACUCUCUAGGCUCUCAGAAUGAGAUGAACUUCUCCACUUAUGACAAUGACAGAGACACAUAUCACGGAAACUGCGCAGUGACAUAUAAAGGAGCCUCUUGGUACAAGGAUUGCCACAGCGCCAACCUCAACGGCUUAUACCUGAAAGGCCCCAUCACCCAGUAUGGCACCGGCAUCACAUGGGGUGGUUGGAGAGGGCAUUACUACUCGCUCAAGAAGAGUGAGAUGAAGAUUGCAGUGAAGUAAGAAGAGAUGGGGCAGUAGAGCCAAUGUGUAGCAUCAUAAGCAUUACCAGACUGCUGGAUGAAAGACAAAGCAGCCCCACAUUUCUGUUCUUCAUUUCCCCCUUCCCUCUUUUACCCCUCCAUUUACAAUCUGAAUGGCCUCUUGCCCUAGGGUGGGCUUAUAGCUUCCUUUUCUGAGCUCACACAAUAUCUGUACAUUUAAUGGCAUAAGAACAAAGUAUAAAUAAAUACUAUGCAAAAAUAAAGUAAA
Molecule: messenger RNA, 1198 nt
Organism: Pseudophryne corroboree (corroboree frog)
Lineage: Eukaryota; Metazoa; Chordata; Amphibia; Anura; Myobatrachidae
Product: microfibril-associated glycoprotein 4-like
Exons: 7
Coding region: 155-949 (264 amino acids)
Biological process (GO): elastic fiber assembly
Source: RefSeq, a predicted model, not a curated record